Messenger RNA from Coregonus sp. 'balchen', 1559 nucleotides. Lineage: Eukaryota; Metazoa; Chordata; Actinopteri; Salmoniformes; Salmonidae. The record is from the annotation of a GenBank genome assembly.
CAACAUGACAGACGACUGUUCCAAAACAACCAGUAACAUCCCUUCAUUAACCAUGGAAGUUGAUACUGCUUUUCUCAGAUCCUUGAGGGGUGUCCUUAAAUUAGCAGAGAUGGUGAGACAUUUUUCAUAUGCAUUUUUCAUACUUUGAUAAACCACCUGGUUUUGAAAAGACUUAUCAGCACAGAUAAAGCCAUAUAUCUGGUAUAAACUUGAUUUUUUUAAAAACAGCAAGAAUGUAUUGCACAGUAUUAUUACAGGAUAUUACAAUAGCUUACUCUUACAGAGAUUAUAUUGAUUUACAUUAUUUCCUAAAUAUGUUGUCUAUGAGAAAACAGAAGUAGAAGUGAAUGUCAGAGCUCUAGUUCCUGUGAGCUGUACAAACGUUAAACCCAUUAGUUGAUGAUGACGUUUAACAAGAUACUGCAUUCCCUCUAGUGGACAUUACAUUCUAAUCAAUGAAAACUACCAGCAUUGUCACAGUGUUUGGUGUGAAACAACCAUUUCAAUUUAUAGGAUUAGACUAUUCUUAAAUAUCUUUGAAUGGAAACAAUCAAUUAGCAUUUCCUAUAAUUUCCUAAUUGACAAUGCUCUCUGUUUCAGGGGACUAUGUUUGUAGCAUUUGUGUGUUUUGCUGUAGCAUCCAGGCCCAAAUACAUUGCAGCUACAUGCAUGGAGUUUGUGAUCACAUUCUCCCUGCUUCUGCUGUACACGCUGAAGUUGAACAAGAAGCUGACUCUGUUCUUUUGGCCUCUCAUUGUAAGGAACCUAUUCAAUUACAGUACAUUGUUUACAGUAGGUAUUUUACAUUGAUUAACUGCUGUGAAAAUGUCAGGCAGUCAAGCUUUCUGAGUAACUUACAUUCUUUUUCUUCUUCAGGAUUUGUUAAACUCACUGUUUGCAGCAGUCUUCAUACUUCUCCUGAGUUUGAUAGCAGUGUCCACUUACACAGUGACAGGGACCCUGGGUGGAGGGGUGAGAUAAAAACAAAUGUAUUCCUUGUUGAACUUCUAAUUGGGGGCCUUAUAGAACUGGGUUCCUGGGUGAAGCCUCCUCUUACACACCCUCCUGUCAAUAACGAACUACCCGAAGGCAGUACAAUCCUUGUGAACAUUUCCACUAACAUUCAUCUAUUCUGUAAUCCCACAUUUGGCACCCAGUACAACUAAUUAAUGAACUAUUACAAACAUGUCAGCUACAAUUCUAUCUUGUAGCCUAUAUCCAAUAUUUACACUAAGUAUUGUAUUUUUUCCCUAUCUAGAUAGUGGGUUUCAUAGCAACAGGCCUGUGGUGUGUGGAUGGUUACAUGCUUUUCAAGCGGGUCACAUUAAAUCAACCAAGAACAGCAGCAACUGGCACUGUGAAGUGAAGAGAAGACACCACAAUUGUCUUGUCCCAUGCUCACUCUCUUAUAUGUGUAGGUUUAAAGGGUCAAUCAGCAGUUGAAACAAUAACUAAACUUGGCCCUGGCCCGUUUUUUGGUAAAAAGCUGAAGGAUAUGGGGCUGGAGAAAUGUAACCCCUCUCAAAUUCAUAGACAAAGCUAUGUAUGCAAGGACUGAC